Molecule: messenger RNA, 1913 nt
Organism: Prorocentrum cordatum
Lineage: Eukaryota; Dinophyceae; Prorocentrales; Prorocentraceae
Source: the annotation of a GenBank genome assembly
AGCCGUUCCGAUCAAAAGCCCCAGUGCCCGCAGCCGCCAUGGCCGGGCCACCCAAUACACGCAAGCCCCAGCGCGCCUAGCCCUCCGCCGCGGCAUGUGGCGCCCGCUCGCCCCCGAGGACGGCCGCGGCCCCGGCGGCCCCCCGCCCCCGCCGGGCGGCCGCCGCGGGCGCCUGCGGUGGGCACCCCUGGCCGCGGCGGCGGUUCGCAUGUGGCCCCCUAUCCUCCUCGCCGCGCUGGCCGCGGCGCUGGGCCCCCUCCUCGGGGGGCCCCGCCGCGCGGCGGCCCCGGCCCGAGGCCUCGCGCGCCUGUCCGCGGCGGGGCCGCCGCCGCCGCGCCUCGCCGUGGCGUCGAUCUUCGCGCCCCACAUGGUGCUGCAGAGGGGCGAGGCCACCUUGCUGUGGGGCGUGGCGAGCCCAGGAUCCGGGCCUGUGAUCGUGCGGUAUGGUGCCGCCGAGGUGCGGUCAAGCGUGGACGAUGCCACCGGGCACUGGGAGGCCAAGCUUCCCGCCAUGGAUGCCAGGUCGGAGCCGAGCAACCUGACUAUCGAAUCCACCACCAGCAGCUUGAUGCUGCAGGACGUGGUUGUGGGCGACGUCUACCUGUGCGCAGGAGGAAGCCAGAUGCAGUACGAUCUGCCGACCGUGGCCGACGCUCUUCGGAAGCGGGGGGAGCCCGUGGACUCUCAGAGGCAGUGGGCCAGAGAGCACGCGAGCAGCGUCCGCAUCGUCGAGGUCGCCAGGGCAUACAGGAGGCUGGCCCAGGACAAUGCCACCCUCAUGAUCCCGUGGCAGCGGAUGGACCACCACUUCAGGCUGGAGUUCGGCGCGCUGUGCUACUUCUUCGGGGCCGAGCAGGUGAAAUCCCGCCCAGACGUGCCCGUCGGCCUGGUGGUGUCCGCUUACCCGUCCACUUUUGCCGAGCAGUUCGCUCCACCCGAGGCCUUGGAGGAGUGUGGAGUGGACAUCUCGUACACCGGCAAGUUGAACGAGUGGUGGUCCCCAAAGGAUCCAGGAGUCCUUUGGAACAGCAUGAUACACCCGCUGACGUGGCUGCCUGUGAAGGCAUUCCUGCUUGAGAUGAGGCCGACCUUUGCCAGCAGCACGGGCUGCCUGCUGCCUGCGCUUUUGCGCCACUGGCGAUCGCAGUGGCACAACAGCGGCAAGGACUCAGACAUCAGACGUCAUGUUUUCUUCACAGCGUCGACACCCAGAGGUCUCGACUCACUCCUUCGGACCGUCUCUUCAUCCCUAUACUCGUUGUUUGACGCUUCCAGGGCCCGGCAGGGGUUCCAAGAGGCCCACAGCUGCCAGAAACCCUCCCGUCGUGAUUUCCUCGUGGCCCUCGACGGGGUCUGGGAGCAGCGGCGAGGACAUCCCGAUGGUGGCGUUCCAGCCGGGCUGCGGCCCGGCGACCGUGCACGCCGACCAGCUCCGAUCGGUGACCGCCGCGUUCCUGCAGGAGCCGCGGACGGCCGUGGCCGUCACGGCAGACCUCUGCGACCCAGACAGGAUUACCAUACACUCGCCCUUCAAGGAGCUGGAGGCCCAGCGGAUGGCGGCCAUCGGCGAGAACGUCAUCCACGGGAACAACAGCAUGGCCACGAGCGGACCCCUGCCCCUGUCCGUCUCGGUCGAGCGCGGCCCUGGGCCGUGCAUGCGGGCGCCGGAGUGCUGGCGGCUGCGGGUGGCGUUCGACCAGGAGGUCGGCCUGAAGCCCACGCUGGAGCCGCAGCACAGCGAGAGCCCAGCCACCGCCCUCCGGCGGGCCUUCCGGGUCAUCUCGAGGGAGACCGCCGGUCCCUCGGCGUGGCCCGGGCGCGGCUCGAGGGGGCGGGCCGGGCCCUGGUGCUGGACGUCGGCACCAGCUCGCCGCCGAACGCGACGCGCGCGGGCGAGGGCCGCGGCGAGGCCG